Messenger RNA from Zerene cesonia (dogface butterfly), 1263 nucleotides. Its product is annotated as NADH dehydrogenase (ubiquinone) complex I, assembly factor 6-like. Lineage: Eukaryota; Metazoa; Arthropoda; Insecta; Lepidoptera; Pieridae. The transcript is spliced from 5 exons. The record is from RefSeq and is a predicted model, not a curated record. Bases 365 to 1141 code for a protein of 258 amino acids. Gene Ontology annotation, cellular component: mitochondrion. Gene Ontology annotation, biological process: mitochondrial respiratory chain complex I assembly; biosynthetic process.
UCUGAAAUUGACAAUUUAAUAUUUAUGUAAAUGGAAAAUUAACUUUUCGUGGGUUGUGGUGGGGUUAAAAUAUAUAAUAAACACAUGAGUAUAUUAUGAAAUAAACUUUUAAAGCUAAGUGGGUAUAUAUCCCACUCGCAGUACCAAUAAUAGUGGAUAAAUUAAAUAAUCUGCAUUGAAUAACCUGCAAAACAACCGUCAACCAUGUUUAAAAUUUAUCCUAAUGUUACACGAUCCCUAGUAAAAGCUUGCAUUAUAAAAAGACCUGCAUCGCAUAAUGCUGCUAAAGAGAAUGGUCUAAACUACUGUGCCAAUAUUGUAAGAUAGACAGCAUGAUUACGAGAACUAUUUGGCAACUCUACUUAUGACCAAAGCAAUUCGAUCACCAGCAUUGGUAGUUAGAGCAUUCAAUGCAGAAAUUGCUCGAAUCCAAGAUCAAACGUCAGAUCCUCAGAUUGCAUCUAUGAGAUUACAAUUUUGGCUUGAUGCUCUCGGUACAAUAUACAAAAAGAAUGAAGACUUGUCUGGUAUACCAGCAAACCCUGUUGCUCAAGAAUUGUUUAAAGUGUGUAAAAGUUAUAAGCUACCACAAAUGUAUUUAGAAAGAUUGAUAUCAUCUAGGAGUAGUUUACUGAAAAUUAAAUACUUUCGCACUGUUGAGGAUAUAGAAAAACACUCAGAAAACUCUGUUUCAUCAGUCUACUACCUUCUUCUUAGUAUAGCUGGAAUAACCAAUGUACAUGCAGACCAUGCUGCAUCACAUUUAGGUAAAGCUCAGGGGAUAGCAAACAUAUUGAGAUCUAUUCAUGUAUCCAAUCACCAAAAGGUUGUUUCUUUACCAAUGGAUAUUUUAAUGAAAUACAAAAUAAGCCAAGAAUCAAUAUUGAGGGGCAUAGAUAAUGAAGAUAUGAGGAAUGUUGUUUUUGAAGUUGCAAGUAGAGCAAAUAACCAUUUACAAAAAGCCAGAGCUAUUAAAGUACCAAAAAUAGUCCACCAAAUACUUUUACCAGCAACUGCAGUAGAAAAUUAUCUUAAGAAGCUCCAGAAAAUUAAUUUUAAUAUUUAUGAUUUAUCCUUGCAAAAGAGAAACCCAACAUUACCUUUUCAUUUAUAUUAUAAAAGGCUUUUAAACAAAUAUUAAUGUCAAUGUUAUAUUUCUAUAUGAUACGGUUAAUGAAUUGUUUUAUGUUUAUAUAAAUUGUUGAAGUAAACAGCAACAUAUUAUCCAAUCAUUGUGUAAAGAAGAACACAAAAAAAUAUUGU